Molecule: messenger RNA, 1499 nt
Organism: Tuber melanosporum (Perigord truffle)
Lineage: Eukaryota; Fungi; Ascomycota; Pezizomycetes; Pezizales; Tuberaceae
Exons: 7
Coding region: 195-1157 (320 amino acids)
Biological process (GO): cytoskeleton-dependent cytokinesis
Cellular component (GO): microtubule cytoskeleton; cell division site; septin ring
Molecular function (GO): GTPase activity; GTP binding; molecular adaptor activity
Source: RefSeq, a predicted model, not a curated record
GUGUGCUCUUCCCUCUGCCACCCCAACCUUAACCUGUCUACCUCCCCCUUCCUCCUAGGAGGUAUUGAAUUGCGGAAGCUCCAUCCAUUUUGCUCCUUCUCCCUAUCUCCCCGCUCUGCACUCUCUUUCUUUUUUUUUGAACACGUCUCGUUCUCACAAACGACAGCCGCCUUCAUACUUUACCAACAGCAAUUAUGUCGCAAGCUGCAACCGUAUUCCCCCGAAGCCAUGUCGGUUUCGACAGCAUCACCUCUCAAAUUGAGCGAAAGCUGCUUAAACGCGGUUUCCAAUUCAAUGUCAUCUGUGUUGGACAAACUGGCCUUGGGAAGUCUACCCUGAUCAACACUAUUUUUGCUGCCCAUCUUAUCGAUUCCAAGGGCCGUCUCACUCCCGAUGAGCCCGUGCGAUCUACCACUGAGAUUCAAACUGUUUCCCACAUUAUCGAGGAGAAUGGUGUUCGUCUCAGACUGAACAUUGUUGAUACACCUGGUUACGGAGACCAGGUUAACAAUGAUAGAUGCUGGGACCCUAUCGUCAAAUAUAUCAAGGACCAGCACUCGGCCUACCUUCGCAAGGAGCUUACGGCGCAGAGGGAGCGCUACAUCCAGGACACACGUAUCCAUUGCUGUCUUUUCUUCAUCCAGCCUUCGGGACACGCCCUCAAGCCCAUUGAUAUUGUUGUCCUCAAGAAGCUUUCCGAUGUCGUUAAUGUCGUUCCCGUCAUUGCUAAAGAAGAAUUUACCUUCCAUAACCUCAAAAUGUACCCUUACGACAACGAUGAGCUGGACGAGGAGGAGCGUGCUCUCAAUGCACAGAUCAAAAACAUCAUUCCCUUCGCCGUUGUUGGUUCAGAGAAGUCAAUCAUCGUAGAUGGGAAGCAGGUUCGUGGUCGCCAGAACAGAUGGGGUGUCAUUAAUGUUGAGAAUGAAAACCACUGCGAAUUCGUCUUUCUACGAAACUUCCUUACCCGCACUCAUCUUCAGGAUCUAAUUGAGACGACCUCUCAGAUCCACUACGAGACUUUCCGCGCAAAGCAACUUUUGGCUCUGAAGGAGUCCAGUGCCGCUGGUGCGGGAAGUAGUAGGCCUAUUUCACCAGCUGCUGAGAGGGAGUUGAGCAGAGGCUCUCAACACAGGAUGACAAUCAACGGUUAUUAAAUUUGGUGAUGGUGAAGGUGUGGAGAUCGUUGAUAUGAAGGGGCGCGCGACCAGAUUGUGUGGGUGGACAAUUCAAAUAUGAUUUUUCAUGGGAACCUUAAAAAAAAAGCGCGGGGCUGCCUUUUCUUCAAUUUUUUCUUUUCUUCUUUCUUUUUCCUCUCUGUAAUUCCCGCUUCUUUUACUUAGUAAUGUCGGGGAGUCUUUCUUUGUAAUUCUCUAUAUCCUGUGAGCAUUUUAUUUCCCUUGUAUCCCUAUUUGAUAGUUUAUUCACCCACUCGGGGUCGUGGAGCUAGUUGAAAUUGGUGUGAUCUCCAAAGAUCAAUCUGAUCACUGUUCUCUAUA